CGUAACGGAUGUACCAUAACGAGGCAAAAGAGUGUAGAGCGCUUGAAGUGGUUCGAUAAAUGUUAUAAAUGCUUAUAAUCGCUGUUUGUUUCUGAUUAAAGUGAAUAUUUGAUGUUUGUGGAAGUGUACGGUAUGAGCGUUAUGAGCUUGUGAAAAUGAUUAAUAGUAUUAAUAAACACAUAAGAUGAAUUUUCUGAUAUGAAAUUAUCUAAUUGUAAGGGGCGAUAAAGUGGCUCAUUUAGAUAUGGACUCUCGGCGAAGCACAGCUGUGCAAUUUUUUAUGGAGGAAGAUAACAAUAAGAUUGUUGAGUGGUUAAAUCAAGCAGCAUUGUCAACAGACAACACUAAAACUGAUUAUCUUCGCCGAGUUCAAGAAAUCAUCAUCAACAAGGAUGCAAGUUUGUUGGAUAACUUCUUAGAUGAAGUUCUGGGUUUCCAAAAUGAUCGCAGUGGUGAUGUACGGAAGUUCAUCGUAGGCUUCAUUGAAGAAGCAUGUAAGAAAGAUCCUGAUGUAUUACCAAAAGUUGUGGCAAAUUUGUCUAUGCUACUACAAGAUUCUUCAGUCCAAGUUCAGAAACGAGUCAUUCAGGCGGCAAGCCAGGUAUAUCGUGGGGCAUUAGCUUGGCUUGCUAAAGCCCGGGCCAUCUCAGAAGAAAUGGAAGCAGCAUGGGCUAUGAUGGGGAGUAUCAAAGCACAGAUUGUAAAUAUGAUUGAUAGUGAUAAUGAUGGUAUUCGAACCCACUCUGUGAAGUUCCUGGAAUGCGUAGUCCUGUUGCAGACUUACCCUGAAGUAGAUAGUAUGAGAAGGGACAAUGACUUUUCUCUGGAAGAUGUUCCUCUGACGUUGAAGAUUGCACGGAGACGAAAACUUGAAGAAGAGGCUAACAUGGUAUUUGACCUUCUGAUUAAGUUCCAUGGUUCACCACAUGUCAGCAGUGUUAACUUGAUGACCUGUAUGGGUUCUCUCACUCUUAUUGCAAAGAUGCGACCACAGUUCAUGGGGAAGGUGAUAGCUGCUCUUGAGACUCUGCACACCAACCUGCCACCAACACUUUCCAAAUCACAAGUUAGUUCUGUGAGAAAGCACUUGAAGAUGCAGUUGCUGAAUCUACUGAAACAUCCAUCGUCAGUGGAUUACCACAAUAAUAUCACCACAUUGCUUACUGACUUGGGUGCUACAUAUCAAGAGGUGCUGAAAUCCUACCCAAAGAUUGAGGAACUUCGAAGGCGCCAGAAGCGUGUGGCAGAAACCUUGUCAUCUUCUCAGGCUGCAGUAAGUGCCAGCAAGAAAUCACGAUUGGAUAUAGAUGAUGAUGAUGAAGAGGAAGAGGAGGAUGAAGAAGGAAUGGAUGAUAUUCAUAGCACAGAUGUACAUCACAAGAAGCAUACUGACCUGGCCAUCGAUGUUACAGAGCAGUUUAUAGUUGAGCGACUGUCUCCAGAGUUUGCUGCUCAGCUUGUCAUACUCUCUAUGGCAAAACUUCCUGAUUCUAUGCCACCAAACUUCAGUGCCAUGUACACUCCUAUAGCAGCAGCUGGAACCCAGGGUCAGAUCAGGCACGUGGCUCGGCUCAUAGCCACCCAACUUACUGCAGUUGGACUUGGACCAGGAGCAAGACAGGCCAAGAAGCUGCAAGUAAUUCCGAAGGCUGCAUCUCUUGAUGAUGACGAUGAUGAAAUGCCUAGCUCAACCAAGAGCUCCAUAUCCACUGUUGUAAGUGGUUUAAUGGAAAAGGAGAAAGAGGGUCGCUUAAAGGCUGCAACACUAUUACCAUCUGGUGGCUCUCUGAAGGCUGUGAAACAACGCAUGAAAACAUUGAAACUUUCUGAGAUCACACGACCUUUAGAAAAUGAGGUGAUGUUAAAGAUGAUGGCUGAUGCUGUGCAGAGAAUUUUGAAAGCAGAGAGAGCUGCAGCAUUAGGUGGCGUGACAGUAAUACGCACCAAAAUCAUCACUACCCUGGCUGCCACUUUCAACAGGAAAGUUAGAGAAGUGGUGUUGAACUUCCUGUUGGAAGAUGUGAGGACUCAGCUCGAUCUAGGAUUUGCUUGGCUGUAUGAGGAAUACAGCUUUAUGCAAGGAUUCAAUAGAAUGCCCGCAUUCCUCAAGCAAGAGCAGAGCCCUGAGUACAGCUACAACAGGCUACUGUGUACAUUGGCAAGAAAUUUAAUUGAGAGGGCAGAAAUGAAAGACAGAGAUGUUCUUCUAGCUCGCUUGUACCUAGAAGCACCGCUGAUAACGGAAGAAGCAACAGAUCUCUUGAAGAAUAUGUGUGGUGAUGAGACUCGGGCACCUGUCGGAUUACACCUGUUGCAGGACUUGGUUACCCGUCGACCUCCCAAACAACUGACAUUCCUCAAUGGCCUUCUGCUGCAUACUGCCCAUGAAAAUCCUGAGGUUCGUGGACGUGCCAUAAAGGCUGUGGUGGAACUGUAUGAUCGCGGGGACCUGCGUAGCAUCAUAGAAGAGUAUGCUAUAUUAUAUCUUGGUUUCCUUCGCCUGCGUCAACCACCAGAUGUCCUUUUUGGUAUGGACAGGGGACGUCCUAUCAAGAGUGACGUUUGGAGUGAGGACAUUGUCAAAGUGUGCCUCUAUCUGUACCUAGCCUUGCUCCCUAUCAAUGAGAAACUAAUUCACGAGCUGACUAGAGUGUAUGUACAAACUGUGGCUGAUGUGAAACGGACAAUUCUCCGCCUAUUGGAGCAACCUGUGAGAGGGAUGGGAAUGGACUCACCUCAGCUACUUAAACUUGUAGAAGAGUGUCCAAAAGGAGCUGAAACACUGGUCACAAGGGUUAUCCAUAUACUCACUGAUAAGACUCCUCCAAGUGCAGAGUUGGUUGCACGGGUACGUGAUCUGUACCACACACGAGUGUCUGAUGUACGGUUCCUGAUUCCUGUACUGAAUGGGCUGACAAAGAAGGAGGUUAUAGCUGCAUUACCAAAACUUAUCAAGCUGAACCCUGUUGUUGUGAAAGAAGUCUUUAACAGGUUACUGGGAACACACUCGGAGGGUGUGAACCAUACAUCACCUCUUACUCCUGCAGAGCUUCUUAUUGCUUUACACAAUAUUGAUCCUUCUAAGUGUGAACUUAAAACUGUUAUCAAAGCCACAUCAUUGUGCUUCGCUGAGAAACAGGCAUACACACAGGAAGUUCUGGCUGUGGUGAUGCAGCAUUUGAUGGAGCUGAAUCCAUUGCCAACAUUACUGAUGCGAACAGUUAUACAGUCUCUCUCUCUAUAUCCAUGGCUCAUAGGUUUUGUCAUGAACAUCCUACAAAGGCUAAUAUUGAAACAGGUUUGGAAACAAAAGAAAGUGUGGGAAGGGUUCAUCAAGUGUUGUCAGCGAACAAAGCCACAGAGUUUCCAGGUGUUACUGCAGCUUCCGCCUGCCCAGCUCAGUGAUGUGUUGGCCACCUCACCGGAUUUGCAGCAACCACUGCUGUCCCAUGUCAUGGCUUUCACAGAGAAUCAGCGUGCCCACAUUCCACAAUCCAUCAUGGAUGUCCUGCUAGGCAAUAAAAGGCCCCAUUUAGAAGAAUAUGAUGUCAGGAUGGAAGCUAUGUCUCCAUCUGAACUAACAAUAGAUAUCCGAGAUGAACCUGAAGAGAUUCGAUCUGAGCCAGCUCCCCCAGGAAUGGACUGAGAGAGCAACCUCCAGAAUUGGUGUGUAAUAGAGCCACAAGUGUUUGUGCUGCCAACAGCUGAGGGUAUGAAUUUACACGGAUGUCACUGUUAAAUUUGUAGUUAUAUAAAAAUUGUAUUAAUAAAACUGCAUUUACUGUGCUACACUGUUAUGCUUAA
This is a messenger RNA of Cryptotermes secundus, 3804 nucleotides long. It is a transcript of the gene Sym, whose product is annotated as symplekin. Gene Ontology annotation, cellular component: mRNA cleavage and polyadenylation specificity factor complex. The transcript has 22 exons. NCBI's taxonomy places the organism in Eukaryota, Metazoa, Arthropoda, Insecta, Blattodea, Kalotermitidae. The coding region runs from base 245 to 3646 and encodes 1133 amino acids. The record is from RefSeq and is a predicted model, not a curated record.